UGUUCUCUUCGUCAUUUUGCAUAGACAAACGUAACAUUUCCUCUCGUAAAAGGGCAAUGUUCUCGUUCUGUUUUUGAAUACUGUCCCAUAUUGCUCGCAACAUUGGGUCAGUUGAGGUUGAAGUUUGAGAUUCGUUUGCCUUAGACAUUAUUGCGCUGAUUUAUAAUUUUCAGACGAAGACGAGUCUUGGCUACUGAAGCUAAAUUUUCUUUCACGGUAACGUACAAAGGAAUUCAGUUUACCUUUUAUUGUUACUUCACUUGGUUCGUGAUAGUUACUUUGUUGUUGCGGAUGACCGUAGUCCCAAAUAAUUCGAUCUUCCGUAGAUAAUGAAUGUCUUUUGGUUUCCGAACAAACACUUUUCACUAUCCUGGCAGGAUCGCCAAAAUGUCACGUAAAAUAACAAAAUAAAAAAAGGAAUUUGAGGUAAAAAAUAAAAAAAGAAAACUUUAUUUUUUUUCUAACAUCAAUACACUUUACAAUCUACUUCCGAACUCUAGGCGUGACUUUCUAAGACUGACUCUUAUGAUUUUACUUUCGAUCGGAUCCGAUUACAUUCUUUUGUCAUCCCUCAACAUCCCCACCGUCCAUGCAUUUGCUAGGCGUCCGUGAUCGUUGCCACGUGCUCUUUCUUCUAGAACCUUCGGUGGAAGGACCGUUGGGAUGUUGAUGGUUCAUUAGGCACUUCAGCGAUAUACAUUGUCGCCGAGUGCUUUAUCUCUAUCGUCAGUCCGUCGGAUUUGAAGUAUGCCGGUCGUGACAGUGUCAUCCGGACAGCUACAGUUCAGACGGCAAAGAGCAUUUUGGAUCGGGGCGUCAAAAGGCUUGUCCCACUGCCAAUUCAACCCGAUCUCGAGAAACCCGAACAACUAGCCACCGAGACGAAAUAAGAUGGGAACUUCAACCACACCUCGCUAGUUUGAUCGGUACCCUCUCAACAGGGGGAGAAUGUUACGCCAUGCGGCUUACCAUAGGUCAUAUUCUUAACUAUCGAUCGCGGCACUAUAAUGUCGGCGACGGAUCGUCGCGUCUGCCCGGCAAACAAACAUUGUAGUGGCAAGCGCAUGGUUCAUUAAGCAGGGCGACUUCCAGAAACGUCGACUCGUGGCCCGUAUUUUACCUCGCGUAAAAGAAUGUGGCGUGAUCCGAACGUAGUGGGGGUCGCCUUCCAGAAAAAACGAAAAAAAUCGAAAGGCGUUCAGAACUUUUCGAGAAGUCGAACCGUCAACACAUGUGAAUGUACCACACCGGACAAUCAAGAAGGCAGGUGCCUUGACUACAGAAAAUGUAAACCUCUGCAAGAAAUAUGGCAGAUACAGUACCGUACAGCCACCGAUUUUUAUAGACGAUCAGUGUGCAGAUACCAGGGCAAUGUUACGAUCGUUUGCUGUCCGAACGAUCCAAACAAAGAGAAGAGAGAAAUUUUAAUAAAAACUGUGUAUAAGUAUAAGGCUUUGCGACCACCAUACUGUGGUUUUAGCAACGUCUCUCAUACCAGGGUGGUCGAUGGUAAACCAGCUGAACUUGGCGCUUGGCCAUGGAUCGCUGCAUUAGGUUUUCGUAAUCCCCGAAAGCCAGACAAACCACUAUGGAAGUGCGGAGGUUCCCUGAUAUCGGCUAGGCAUGUUUUGACCGCAGCACAUUGUGCACAUAUGGAUGGAAUAGAAAACAUACACAAUCAUAAUAUUGCCAUUCUUAGAUUGGUGGAGGAGGUGCCAUUUUCGAGGUACGUAUAUCCCAUUUGUACGAAAGAGCAACUUCGUCGGCUAUAACCCCCUUGUUGCUGGAUGGGGAGCGUUAAGAUAUAGACGACCACGACCUAAUGCAUUAAUGGAAGUACAAAUGCCAGUGAUUAAGAACGCCGAAUGCAAAAUAGCUUAUUCCAAAUUUCCUAAUGCACUUGAUAUCACUGAUGGUAUAAUAUGCGCCGAACAUGCUCAGGGUGGAGAGGAUUCUUGUACGAUAAUUAAGUUACAGAGUUACUACAAACUAUACGGUAUCUGAAGACACGUCGAUUCGAAUUAACAUCAAAUCGACGUCUUAAACAUUAAAAAUAAUAGAUAAACACAAUUUAAUAGUUUUGCCCACUUCUCACACCUCGUUAUGGUAUUUAAUCUAAUUUCCUUCUAAUCUUAGUUUUGCUCAAAAUACAUAUAACAUGUACGUUAUAAAUUGGAGUAUUUCAAUACACAAAUCAAUAGAAGAUUAUUACUGUAUAUAAGUAUAAUUUCAAUACAAUUCGAUCGAUAUAUUUCAGUAUCUUUGAUUAAAAAUUUAACGAUCCUUUCAGGCUGACCGUGGCGGACCACUGCUGAUACAACAUGAAUUAACCUCGUAUUUAAUAGGUAUUGUGUCUUAUGCUUAUAAGUGCGGCACAGCUGGGUAUCCCAGCGUUUACACUAGGGUCACAUCGUACCUUGACUUCAUUCUCCAAGCGAUGCAAUAAUAUGAUAUUACUGUUCCAUAAAUAUCAUUGUGUAAAAAACGUAAAGUUGGAUUUUCUUAUUGUGGAGAUAAGAAACAGCUCAAAUUUACAUUGUUUUGUACGUUACAAAUUAUAGGCUUAAAAUGUACGAAAUGUAACUUUGAAACGACACUAAUUUUUUACGCACGAUAAACCUCCACGACUUAGGCUGUUAAUCUAGAGGCUGGAGUACAAAGAAGUGGCACAAUGAUGUGGGCUGAUGACAUUUAUAAUUAUCAAGGAA
This is a messenger RNA of Bombus huntii, 2708 nucleotides long. Its product is annotated as venom serine protease Bi-VSP-like. Gene Ontology annotation, biological process: proteolysis. Gene Ontology annotation, molecular function: serine-type endopeptidase activity. The record is from RefSeq and is a predicted model, not a curated record. The coding region runs from base 1134 to 1772 and encodes 212 amino acids. The transcript has 6 exons. Lineage: Eukaryota; Metazoa; Arthropoda; Insecta; Hymenoptera; Apidae.